Messenger RNA from Drosophila nasuta, 1297 nucleotides. Its product is annotated as lipase 3. The transcript has 2 exons. The record is from RefSeq and is a predicted model, not a curated record. NCBI's taxonomy places the organism in Eukaryota, Metazoa, Arthropoda, Insecta, Diptera, Drosophilidae. Gene Ontology annotation, biological process: lipid metabolic process. The coding region runs from base 42 to 1241 and encodes 399 amino acids. Gene Ontology annotation, molecular function: hydrolase activity, acting on ester bonds.
AUCGCAAUUUAGUUUUUGCAGUCCAUAGGGUUGUGCUUAAUAUGUGGCUCUUUCGAUUUGUGGUAGCUCAAGUUUUAUUGGCUUGCAUAGCCAUGGCCUUGCCUGCUGACGUCGGGCGAAGCAGUUCAACUACAACGGUAUCUCUUGUGAAGCAGUUUGGCUAUCCCAUUGAAGAGCAUGAAGUGCAAACAUCUGAUGGAUACAUUCUUACCAUGCAUCGCAUUCCCUACUCUAAGCACACUGGCUAUACGGGAAAACGUCCAGUGAUAUUCCUCAUGCACGGUUUGUUGUGCUCGUCAUCCGAUUGGGUUCUAAGCGGACCCGACAAUGGCUUGGCCUUCAUUCUGUCCGACCUUGGCUAUGAUAUCUGGAUGGGCAACGCUCGCGGCAACACAUACUCUAGACGACAUGCUUCGAAGACUCCAUUGCUGCAGCCAUUCUGGAACUUUGAAUGGCAUGAUAUUGGUAUCUACGAUUUGCCCGCCAUGUUAGACAACGUAUUGUACCAAACUGGCCAGGAUCAAUUGCAGUAUAUUGGCCACUCUCAGGGAACAACUUCAUUCUUUGUACUUAAUUCUAUGAUUCCGCGUUUCAAAAGUCGCAUACGCUCGGCUCACUUGCUCGCUCCGGUCGCCUGGAUGGGAAAUGCUGAGAGUCCAUUGGCCAAGGUCGCUGGUCCACUGUUUGGACAGCCAAACGCAUUGGUUGAGCUAUUUGGCAGUGCUGAAUUCUUGCCAAGUUCAAAGGCCAUGGAGCUGAUGGGCUCGCUCUUGUGCCGCGAUGAAGCCAUUUCUCAAGUGAUAUGCUCAAAUGUGCUCUUCAUGUUGGGCGGCUGGGAUUCUCCGUAUUUGAACACUACACUGAUUCCCGAAAUUAUGGCCACGACGCCAGCUGGUUGCUCAAUCAAUCAAAUGUUCCACUAUCUGCAGGAAUACAACUCCGGAGACUUCCGUCAAUUUGACUAUGGCUCAGUGAGAAACAAGAAGGAGUACGGAAACAAGAACCCACCAAAUUAUGAUGUGGAAGGAAUUGAUGUUCCCAUAUAUCUAUACUACAGUGAUAAUGACUAUUUUGCCAGUCUUAUUGAUGUCGAUACACUGCGUCGUACCAUGAAUCCUUCAUCUCUUAAACGUUCCUAUCGCAUGCCAGAGGUAAAAUGGAAUCACCUGGACUUCUUAUGGGGUCUCAAUGUCAAAGAGAUACUGUAUAAUACGGUUAUCGAUGACAUUGUUAGUGCGUAAUUCGGCAGAGAAAAAAGCAACUCAACACAAAUAAAGAAAACACUUGUGAUAACUAG